CUCCUUAUUGCUUUUCUUUUAAACUAGAUCCGAAUAUGUAUUCAUAAAAAGUCAUUUCUUUGCCCUGCAUAGUCAGAGUUUGUAUGUUCAAAAGGACAGCUCAGCAGAAAUAGAGGAAAGAAGACAGACAGGGGGAGGGACAGAUGAAGAGGUGAGAGGAGACCAAGAAGAAGGGAGGGAUGCAUAGAAUGGUCCGCAAUAGGUACGACAAACAGACGAGGUGAAGUAGAGCAACAACUUAUGGUUCUGAAGUCACCUAGAUAGGGCAAUAGAUUUAGUACUUUUUUCUUAUCUAUUUGUCUGUGCUUUCUUGUUCACACUAAUGAUGGAUGGAAAAUGAACUAGGAGUGUUUCGCUGGCAUUUGGGAUUCUGUUCAAAAAUUUCUCUUCUGUCCGAAUCGAAAUUCACAUGGGACCACCAACUGGAAAAACUAGAAAUGUAGACACUUUCCAGCAUUGGAAUCAGCAGCUGUUUUAUGGACACUCACUGUGAUGAUGACACAGAAUCACAUCCUUAAUAAGAGCUUCAGAUGCAAUCAGAAAUGGUGACAGACACUCCUACAGACCUGUCUGAAACAGGACAAGGAGAUGACACCCUUUUCCUCUUUUCAGAUAAUUCCUCUAAUGCUGCCUCCUGCAACAUUGAUGAGUCCUACAAGUACAUCUUCCUUCCUAUCUGUUACUCCUUCACAUUUGUCUUUAGCAUCAGCCUCAAUUCUGUGGUUCUCUAUCGCUCCUUUCGCCGUACCAAGCACUGGAAUGUGUCCCUAAUUUAUAUGGUAAACUUGGCUACUACUGACUUUAUGUAUGGCCUCUCUUUGCCAUUCCUAGUGGCCAGUUACAUCAUGCAUGACAACUGGGUCUUUGGAGAUUUCAUGUGUCGCUUGGUGCGCUUCCUGUUCUACUUCAACCUGUAUUGUAGCAUUUUUUUUCUCACCUGCAUCUCUGUGCAUCGCUACCUGGGCAUCUGUCAUCCCAUGAGGACCAUCACUCUAGAGACCAAACGGGCUGUAAAAGGCACUUGCAUUUUGGUAUGGCUUGCUGUCUUUGCGCUCACAUGCCCAAUUUUUCGAUUUGCACAAACAGAGCUUCUUCCCCGUCGAAAGGACGGUGGAGCAUUAGAGGUACAUGAAAUGAAUGGUGACACACACAAGUUCAAUACAAGUCCAAGUGCUGAGAUGUUCUCUAACUGCUGGGAUGAUGCUAUUGAUAAGGAGUUCCAGGACUAUGUUCCUUAUGGAAUAACCCUCCAUCUCUUAGGGUUCUUUGUGCCAUUUAGCAUUAUUGCCUGGUGCUACUCACGUGUAGUUAUGACUAUAUUUCGAACACUUAAUUCCCAACCUCCUGCUAAUGGACCAAGGACAAGGCAAGGAAGCAGGGCAGUGACAGGAGGAGAAGGCAUGUCCAUUAUUCUCGGGGCUCAUUCACCGUAUGUAAACAGGCGUCGCAAGUCCAUCAAAACCAUCAUAACCAUUACUCUCCUCUUUGCCCUUUGCUUCUUCCCCUUUCACGUUACCCGCACGAUUUUUUUGGUGCUGAAAGUGACCAGCAGGGUGCACUGCCAUACAAUGCGGAUGGUCUCCAUUUGUUACAAAAUUACUCGGCCACUAGCAUCCUUCAAUGCCUGGCUUAAUGCUUUGCUAUAUUUCCUCACCAAGGAAAAAAGUGGACCCUGUUGCAACAAACCACCACCUUCCCACCAUGGGCUCCUUUGGCCUUUACGGAUGCUGGGAAAAGGAGGGAAUGAGGAGGAGGAAGCUGAAGAGGGAGUGAACCAUAAAAACAAUGAACUCAAGGCAGAAAACAACAUAUUCACAGAGUUACCUUGAGACAAAAUAUAAGAAAUAUGUUGUAUUGUGUUUGAAAUGUUAAUAAAAUGAUAUGCCUGGAUGUACAGUCAUACGUACUGGGGAAAAUCUUAAAAUUGAUAUGUAUACAUUUAUUUCCUUAUGCAUUCAUAUAAAGAGGGGUGGGGUGUCAACCGGUAAUCUAAUAGUGAGAUUGUUAUCAGAUAGCAAUUAUAAAAUCUGAUUAGUGUGAUUCAGUAAUAUUAAAUAUGUUCUGUCUUUUGCCCUUUAUGCCAUAUUACUUGACAUGAUAUUACCGGCUGCUGGGACACAAAAUAUAACUACAUGAGGACAUGUUUACCUCAGUACUGGCCUUGGGUAUUUUGAUCAAUAACAGUGAGUUGUCAUGUAAAAGAUUCAAAUGUAAAUAAAUUAUAUUUCCAUGUACUUUUAAACUCACUAAAAGUUCCAUGUCUCUGCUGUUUCUCAGUAACCAGCUUCUUUGUGUAAUGGGACACAUUAAAAUGUACACUUCUUGUUCUUAGAAAUGGUCCGGAUAUGAAAAUACAGAAAAGGUUAGGUCAUUUCCAACCAAAUAUCCGUCAAAGUCCAUAUUAAACCUCACAUGUGAGAGGGACAGAGGUUAUUACUUAGCAGAGUUAAAUAUUUCCAUUUGUUUAAUGGUCAACUAACAUUUAGGGACAAGUUGUACCCAUAUUUAACUGUUAUAACUUUAAACACUUAAGAUUUAUAUUUAUAAAGCAGUUUGCUUGUGUCAGAAAUCAUUUUUCAUUCAUAUUCCAAUUUCUCUGUUUUCAAACUGUCUAGGGGAGCCUAAGUGGAUCUGAAAGGGUUAGAGUCCUACUCUAACACUUGUAGCCUAAUAAUGAGCUAAUAAGUCAAAGUGAGUGUAACAGAGCAAGGACAUUACUAAACUGUGCUGGACUCUGACCAUAUAGGUGCACAGCUGCAUCCCUGCUCUGAACACAUAGGUAGGGAACAUGGAAAACAGACAUGCAAUGCCUCCCACCAUCACUGUUCCCGGCUUAGUCACUUUAACACUGGCUCCAUAGUACUGGAGCAGAUGUGGAAUA
Hemibagrus wyckioides is the source of this 2881-nucleotide messenger RNA. Its product is annotated as P2Y purinoceptor 3. Gene Ontology annotation, cellular component: membrane. Gene Ontology annotation, molecular function: G protein-coupled receptor activity; oxysterol binding. The transcript is spliced from 2 exons. The record is from RefSeq and is a predicted model, not a curated record. The coding region runs from base 531 to 1829 and encodes 432 amino acids. Gene Ontology annotation, biological process: G protein-coupled receptor signaling pathway. NCBI's taxonomy places the organism in Eukaryota, Metazoa, Chordata, Actinopteri, Siluriformes, Bagridae.